Molecule: messenger RNA, 510 nt
Organism: Camellia sinensis
Lineage: Eukaryota; Viridiplantae; Streptophyta; Magnoliopsida; Ericales; Theaceae
Source: RefSeq, a predicted model, not a curated record
AUGAAAGAUUUAGGUUUGCUUAGUUAUUUUCUCGGCUUGGAAAUUUCUCAUGAUCCUUUUGGUUACUUUCUCACCCAGGCCAAGUAUACCUUUGAUCUCUUGGCUCAUGCUAGUCUUACCGAUUGCAAGACUGCUCCUACCCUAUUUGAUCCUCAGACUCGUCUCACACCUCUUGACGGUCACCUGUUGUCUGAUGCUACCUUAUAUCAUCAGCUAGUUGGCAGUCUUGUUUAUCUCACAGUUACUUGUCCAGACAUUGUCUAUGCUGUUCACAUUGUCAGUCAGUUCAUGGCUGCUCCUCGCUCUUCGCACUAUGAUGCUUUGGUUCGCAUUUUGCGCUAUCUGAAAGGAACUAUGUUUCAUGGUCUUCACUACUCAGCACACUCAUCUCUACAGUUACAAGCAUUUUUUGAUGCAGAUUGGGUAGGGGAUGCUACUAAUCGCCGUUCUACUACAGGAUUUUGCUUCUUCUUGGGUGACUCUCUCAUUGUCUGGCGUAGCAAGAAGUAA